This is a messenger RNA of Culicoides brevitarsis, 1278 nucleotides long. RefSeq lists its product as uncharacterized. The transcript has 3 exons. Gene Ontology annotation, molecular function: hydroxyisourate hydrolase activity. Lineage: Eukaryota; Metazoa; Arthropoda; Insecta; Diptera; Ceratopogonidae. Bases 77 to 1045 code for a protein of 322 amino acids. Gene Ontology annotation, biological process: purine nucleobase metabolic process. The record is from RefSeq and is a predicted model, not a curated record.
AUUGGUAAACAAAAAAAAAAUACGGAUUCCAUUAAAAUUUGACAAAAACACCUCGGAAAAGAGCUAAAAAGGCAGCAUGGAAAUCGAUAAUCGGGCCAAAAAAGCUAAAAAGGUGAUAAUUGAUGUGGAUGGCAAGCGCAAAUACUUUUACGGACCGCAAAAGUACCGGAGACAAUGGGAGCAAAUGCCGGAAUUGAAAGAUUGGUGCCGAGGAUCAACCCGUUCGAAUAUCGAGGCUUACUGCUUGGUUUGCGAGCGCCAUUUGAAGGCAAAUCGCAAAAGUUUGCUAAAUCACUCACAGAGCAAGUUGCAUUUGGAGUCGCUUAGCGGCAGAAAAUUCCCAGUUAAACGCGCGCCAAAUGCAAUGCCGCGCACUCGCGUCUCCCAGAGACCGAAUUUCGAUCAGGAGCCCGCAAUCAUUCCAGACUCAGAUCCGUUGUACGAUGGCGAAAUGGAGGACGGCGAAAUUCUGGGCGACGGCUCGAUGGUAAAGUACGAAGAUCAUUCCUCAUUCAUGGUGACAGAAGUCGAUCCGUCGCAUUUCGACGACGAUGGCGGCGACGAGGAGGACGACGAAGAAGACGACAGUGCUGAAAAUAGCAACAGAUUUCCCGUUCCUUCCCAUAUUGCCAAUGGAGCAUCGUCGUUCACAAACGAGACAGUAAAACAGUCGAAACACUAUCAUCUUCCGUCAAAAGCAAUGGCAAAGUCUCCCAUCACCACACACGUACUCGACACGAUGCACGGAUGUCCCGCGCCCAAUAUUGCCGUGUCUUUGUUCCGCUUGCAAGACGAGGAAUGGACUCUGAUGGCAACGGAUUUGACGAACGACGACGGCAGAUGCACAAAACUCAUCGUGCCAACGUAUUUCGUCGCUGGCAGAUACAAGUUGCACUUUUUCGUCGAGGAAUAUUUCAAGAAACUGAAUGUGGAUUUCUUCUAUCCCUUCAUUGAGAUUGUGUUUGAUGUAAAAGAUGCCACGGAGCAUUAUCAUGUACCGAUUUUGCUGAAUGCUUUUGGGUACACGACAUACCGCGGAUCGUAAAAGAGUGGCGGCGGAGCGACAGAAAUUGAAAUUAAAUGAAGUUUAUUUAUGUUUUUGAACAAAUUCUUUAGUAGUAGUAAGUAAACAAAACAAAAAAAAAACAGAACAAAAAAAAAACAGUUGAAGAAGAAUACUCGGAAUCACAAAAGUGGACAAAGGCAACUAAAUAGAAAUUGCAAUAAAGACUCCUUAUUUGAUUUUAAAUACAAAAUAUACAGACUAAUUGAUUAAUA